UAAGUCAGCCCGAGACGCACUUCCCACGGAGCGUUAGUCGUCUGUUGCCCACCUCGGAGGCCGAAAAUGGCAAACUCUACCAUCAGUGCCUAACACAGGAAACCACAUACGAGCCACUCUGAGCAGGUGAAGCCAGCAGCCAUAUUGGAAGGGGCGCCAAUAAUGUAGCGAGUAAACCUUUCAGGUGGUUUUGGUGGGGAACCGAUAAAAGGAAUUGUUCGACUGACACAUGUCUUUAUGAGCACAAGUCUAGGGCUUUUGAAGGUCAUGCUUGCUCUUCCCAGUGUGUAUUUCACAUGACUCGAAGGGUGCUGAAUAGCUGAUGCAUAACUUGCGAAGAGGACGAAACCUACACUCUUAGAAAUGUAACCUGUAACGUUCCCUUUAAGUGAGAUAACCUAUGAAAUACGAGUUAUUCCCGUUGUUUGGCAAGAGUUACAGAACGUAUAUGAGUUAUAUGGCAACCUGAGCGUCUGCUCUAAGGGUUACAUUCCGAAAAUCCUGUCGAGUAACUCAUAAACAAAGCGUUACUCUUUAAGCCGUUACCUAUAUUGACAAAGCACGGCUGUUUCGAACGUAAGCGAAGUUUCGCAUCUUGCUUCUGCGAAUUAAAAUGCAGUGGCUCUGUUUAUUUCGGUAAAAUCAGACCCCAAUUUGCCUCAUUUGUUUAACAGUAUCCGAUUCUUGACGUUUACUGAAAACAAAAGUAGCUAAAAUCGAAUGUAGCACUUUCGUCUACGAAACAAGCAGUCGGCAGAUUUUCUGCUAUUAUAAUCUUAUUUUAGAACACGUCUUUGGCGACACUUUUAUUUCGUGUGGAAUACCUUCACAUCUCCACGUACACGCGCAUCUCGUCACCGCGCAGCCACGUUUUCAACAUGUGUACGGCCAAGCGACAGACUGCGUUUGGCAACAUUGUGUUGGAAGCACGAGGUACGAGUUUGAGAUACGCGCGCACGUAUGUGCUCCGGCGUGCAAGUGCAAGAGGAUAGUAUUCCCAAAACCCUCUGCCGCAAAGGCACAUGGAAAUGUCCCUAACGCACACUGACAUACGUGGGGUCGAGCGUGGUCGGUGCAUGGACGCUGACUGCGACUGUGAUGAGUUCAUCGUGGAACAAGACGACAACGGACGUGUAUGCAGAGUCAUGUGCUGUUAUUGUGAUCACGCACCGGCCAAGCAUUCAACACUGACUUCAUUAGGGAAUCUGGAGUCCCGUUCACUAUCAGCAGGAAGUGUUCAACAUCAAAGCGACGGCGUCGCCGUUCCACAAGCACAAUGGAAUUUGGAGUCCCGUUCACCACCAGCAGUAAGUGCCGAAUACCAAAGGAACAGCGUCGCCGUUCCACAGGCACAAUGCAGUUCAGAAAAUGUGGGCACAUACCAACCCUCCAAAGAGCCUCAAGGAAGCAGCAGUGGACAAGGGCAACAUGAUCUGCAGCCUUCCUUGCACAACGAAGACAACACCAGUCAUGUGCUGUGUAGCAUGCCCGCUGACGAGCUAGAUGAUCAUCAGUCCAGGAUGCCACAACUCUUAAAAGUCACUUUGCUGUUCCGGAAAGAUAACCCUCCAGAGACACUUCCGAACUAUUUCUUGAGGGAGCACACACUUGCUCAUGAGGCAGAAUUACGCUUUGGGCUUAAAAUUGGAGAAAUCGAGAAACUGCUCUAUGCAAAGCUAUGGCAACUGGCUAAAGCAACUGGCUAUGUAAAGGCAGCCUUUGCAGAGGUCACUAAUGAAGAGCCCUCGUACUUGGCUAUUGAUAAAUAUUUGAAAUCACGCCACACGCAACAGAAAUUGGUGAUGGAUGCAUGCAAUCCUGAAAUGCAAAAACCUCUCGGUCCAGCAAUUGUUUUUGGAGAGGACAAGUGGGUAUAUGGAGGCUCUUACGAUGAACGCAUACUCCUGAAUGAAGAAUGCACACUGGAAAGAGCUCUUGUGAUGUGCCUAACAAUUUAUUACAUCAAGGACUUGUCUUACCCGCUGGCAUACGGCCAGAUAUUGCUCUUACUGCAAAGGAUUGUGGUGAAGGACAGUGUGCCGAAAGCGUGCAUGAAUGGCAAGCUAAAGGACUUCAUAACACGGCUUGAAAAGAAGCACAUAAUAUGAUGUGAAAAGAGAAAUUGUACAGGGUGUGUCACGAUUACAGAUACACAACACCUGCGAGCAACAGAACAGAUUUGUUGAACAAAUAUAUUGAAAUACUUCAUAUCAUACCUUCUUCUCUUGGUGUGUGUAUGAGAAGUCAGAUACACACAAUAAACUUGUACUUUCUGCAAAGAG
Ornithodoros turicata is the source of this 2282-nucleotide messenger RNA. RefSeq lists its product as uncharacterized. The coding region runs from base 1023 to 2108 and encodes 361 amino acids. The transcript has 8 exons. The record is from RefSeq and is a predicted model, not a curated record. Lineage: Eukaryota; Metazoa; Arthropoda; Arachnida; Ixodida; Argasidae.